Molecule: messenger RNA, 5699 nt
Organism: Salarias fasciatus (jewelled blenny)
Lineage: Eukaryota; Metazoa; Chordata; Actinopteri; Blenniiformes; Blenniidae
Gene: sh2b3
Product: SH2B adaptor protein 3
Exons: 8
Coding region: 350-2563 (737 amino acids)
Biological process (GO): intracellular signal transduction
Cellular component (GO): plasma membrane
Molecular function (GO): transmembrane receptor protein tyrosine kinase adaptor activity
Source: RefSeq, a predicted model, not a curated record
UCGUGGCUGAAAGUUUUCUUUCCUCCCUCCCUCCCUCUCUCUCUCUCUCUCUCUCCCUCUCUCUCUCUCUCUCUCUCUCUCUCUCUCUCUCUCUCUCUCUCUCUCGUGCGGAGACGCAGGCGCGUGCAGCCACCAUGAGAGAAAAGGCGACGGGCUUCCCAGCGCGCAGCUUCUCCUCCGGUCUCCACUCUGUGCUGCCGCUCCGCGUUUAAACUUAACUUUUAGACGCUUCUCGACACAUUUCCGUUAUGCGAAGUCCAGCUUGUUGGUUAGUCGUCGUGCAGCGGAGGGUGAACGUCGGAGAUAACGGAGAGCGUGACAGUGAUUCUCACCCAGCCUGGUUACUGCAAUGAAUGGUAACACUAUUCAUCCAGCCAACAUUACAACGGCAGGAGGGGGCCCUGGUGUGGCGGCGCCACCAAGAGGAUGGAGGGAGUUCUGCGAGCUACAUGCCAUUGCCACAGCCCGGCAACUGGCUGGACACUACCGGAGCUUCGCCAGAGAGCGUCCGCAACAUGACGUCCUCCCACCAGAGACCUUCUCCAAGCAAUUCACAGACCUCUUCCAGCAGCACUUCUGCCGCGAGGUCAACAAAGAUGCCACUCCACACAGCCAGAACACAUGCUCGACGCCCUCCAGUAGCGCCUCGUCCACGUCUCCGGUGGCUCCCGCUCUUCAGUCACAGGCUGUGAUUGGCCGAUUACGGAUCACGUCGUUGUCCGGCGUGCAGGACUAUCGGGAGGCGUGCCGAUCAAGCGGGGGGGCGGCUCCGUCGACAGUGUCGGCCAAAGUCGAGCCGGUGGUGGUGAGCCGGGAGCAGGAGCAGCCGCUGAGAUGUGCCGUGGGAAACCCCUUUUCGGGGUCUCACUGUAUAGGUGGCGGGCCACUCCUGACUCGUAGCCGCAGCAACGAGGAGGUCUCCGGCACGGCUCGCCGUUUGGUACCUGAACGGUAUUCCUCCGACUCCUUGGCCCAAAACUCUGCCCACGCUGACGUCACGCAUUUCUCCGUCAGUCAAAUCCAGGAAACCGUAAAGCGGAUUUUAAAGAAGCGGCCCACUCCAAGCCCCUGCUCGUCACAGGACCUGUCUCCAAGCAACCACACCAGCAACAAUACGCCUCCACGCAACAGCGACCGAUUGGGUAUGGUUUCCUCCACCAAUGAGGAAGGGUCGUUCUCCUCCUCGUCCUCCCACUCUUCGUCAUGUCCGAACUUUGAAGCCACAGCGCACGCCGCCUCACACUGGCCUGUGUCAGGAGUAGUGUCUCACCUCCUGGGGCGUUUCCGGUUGUUACGCAGCAGGAGCAUGAGGUACAGGAGGCCAGAGGUGAGCGGCUGCUGUAAAGAGGGCCAACUGAGGUACUUGCUGGUGGACGACACUAUUUCAGACUCUCAGCCUCGCUGGCAACGCUGCCGCCUGCUGGUCAGGAGGAUCAGAGACACUCAAGGAAGAAGAGGAAGUGGAGGCGGCGAGAGGUACCAGCUGGAGCUCUACGAUCCUCCAAAGGCCUCCAGCCCCAAGCUGACCACUCACUGCUCAGAUAUCCAAGAAGUCCGUCGUUGCAACCGACUGGAGAUGCCCGACAACUUAAACACAUUUGUUUUAAAGGUUAAUCGAGGUAGUCUGAUAUUUGAGACGGACAACGACCAGCAGGUCAGCUCGUGGACUACAGAGCUCAAAGAAUGUAUCAGGAACAGGUCGAGCAGCGUGGAUCUGGAGCCCCUCCCCUCCCCGGCUGACAGCUCAGCUCCAGCCAACCACACACGAGCGAGCUCAGAGUCAGGAAGCCAGACGUCCGUGGCCUUCACCCCUCCGGAGCAGGCCGGCCAGAAGACGGACCACUUCCUGUUCUCCUACCCCUGGUUCCACGGGCCCAUCUCCCGCGUCAAGGCGGCCCACCUGGUCCAGAGCUCCGGGCCGGAGGGACACGGGGUGUUUCUGGUCCGGCAGAGCGAGACGCGCAGGGGAGACUACGUCCUCACGUUCAACUACCAGGGGAAAGCAAAGCACCUGCGCCUCUCCCUCACAGAAUGGGGUCACUGCCGGGUGCAGCACCUGCGCUUCCCCUCCGUCAUGGACAUGCUCAACCACUUCCGCUUCUUCCCCAUCCCGCUGGAGUGCGGCUCCGCCGGCGCCGUCACUCUGUCCAGCUUCGUGGUCUCCGGUUCCAGCCCCCCGUCGCAGGGUCAGCUCUCAGGCGCUCUGCUCGUCCCUUUCUCCCUCCAUCGGUGGAGCUCGGAGCCCAGCCUGGCUCACUGCAGCCUGGCCCGCAGCUCCAGUCAGCCCCCCUCCUCCGCCGCCGCCCCCGCCGCCGCCCCCGCCCCCAGUCAGAGCUCCGGAUCCCACCCGUCCGCCCGCACCCACCACGGCCCCGACCCCGCUCCUUCGGCGCCGCUCCCUCUGCGCCGGAGCGAGUCGAUGGGGAGGAGACCCCUGCUCCGCCAGCCCCACCCCCACCCCCACCCCCACACUCCCAUCAUCCCUCAGCGGGACUCGGACUACGAGCUGGAGCCAGACCGCGGGCGCAAGCGGGCAAUAGACAACCAGUACAUGUUCUUGUGACCCACACCGCUGACAGACAGCCGAUGAAGCAACCGCGCUGACACACACACACACACACACACACACACACACACACACACACACACACACACACACACACACACACACAUCAUGUACACAAGUGUUAGCUCGACACACACACGCACACACACACGCAAACACAGCUUCAUGUGGGUGCGUAAAACCUCUUAGAGAUGCGAAAUCUGAUUACAGCACACUCAAACAAACGCGAGCAAGCCUUUGUGGGAUGAAUGCAAAGCACUUUGUGCGUAUAUGAGAACACACACUCUCACACACACACACAUCCAGCAUGCGUGUGUGCGUGAUCCCCCCCCUAAAGCGUCCACAGUGAAUGUAUUUUCAGGAUUUUUUUUUUUUAACCUUUUUUUUGUUGACUGGAGUCAUUGUUGUUGUUUCAGAGUCAAACGAGCAGCUGUCCUCGAACCCGGGUAAAAAAAACAAAAAAAACAAAACAAAAAGAAGAAAAAAAAAAGAAGGUUUUCAAUAUUUUAAUUCUGGUGAAUUUGUACAGGUGCACUUGAUUUACCUUUUUUUAGGCACUUAACAUGGAUUGACAGAAAAAAAGCAGAGUUUGCGAGAUGAGCACAAAGAAAAGUGCUCCUUUAAAAUAUUUAAACUAUGUGUGGUGGUCACACAGAUCCCCGUGUGGAGGAACUCCUGCCUCCUCACACAAACAAGCAAACAAACAAACAAACGGCACUCUGUUUGAGAGCGCUGCUGCAUUAUGUAUUCCUCCUGUUGUGCAUUAUUAUCUAUUUAAGUGCACGUAGCUCUCAGUGCACUUUGGAAACAAUGUGUAUUUUUUUUGUACACAGAUUCUUUUGUAGAAAAUAUUUAAAAUAUAUAGAAAAAUUUAUAAAAAAGUCGGGGUUUGGUUAAAGUCAGGUGGGUAUUUUUUUUUUUUCUUAAUUUUUUUCUUCAAAACAGAUGGAGCGCGUUACUGAGAACGACGAUUCCAGGUCGGCUUUUCACCGGCGCCUUUUGCACCCGAAGCCAAACUGAGUGCGAAAAAAAUCACGAGCCAAAGACUUUUGGAGAUUUUCUGUGCAGUGUCAGUUUGUCAAACUCAGACACAAAGGAUUCAGCUUUGCCACAAAAUCAAAGAAACCGCCAAGUACAGAACUCACGGAAUUUGUGUUUCAUGGAGUUUUGUACUUAAAUGUUCCACAUAUUUGAAUCUAUAAUAAUAAUAAUUGGCAGUUCUGUUGAUUUUGUGGCCUAAAGUUGAUUCCCAGUAACCGCAGCGAGCCUCGUCUCAUGAAAACACACACCUGGAAUAGAAACUAUUUCAGUCCGCACCGAACCAUUGGGGUCGUUUGGUCUGGUGGGACGGAGGGCGGAUCCUGACCCGGCCUCCACCUUUUCCACCAUCCUGAAAAACAGCAAUGCCGAAGUCACACAAGUGCCUCAGCUCCUACUAACGUGUAUUUUCUGACAACUUCAGUCUGGAUUUUGAUUCCAGGAGGAGUCGCAUCCAGUUUCCAACGCUACUCUUCACGCUCGAAGCAUUAACUUUUAUUUUCCUUCAACUCUUCUGCACAACCGUCAUCGCAGCAGCUAAAAACCAAGAAAGGGCUGCAAACCGAAUGUUUCUUUUUUUUUUUUUUACACUAUAUGUGGGUUUUUUUUUUAAUAGAACUUGUGCAUUUGAAUGAGAGUCUUCAGUGUGGAAAUGUUGCUUUCAGCCGGCUCGGCUUGGGCGCCACGCGUUCCACGCCAGUGGCUCGACGCUCUCCGGUCUUCAGCUUCUUGUUUUUUGUACCUUCUGCCGGGUUUGAUCUAUAAUUCAAGGUGCCUUGUGGGUUUGUCAUCAUCCCUUUUUAAAAAGGGGUUAAACCACCACUUCAGAGCUGCGCUUUGAAUACGUCACAUGUCGACUCAGGGAGGGAUUUUCUUCGAACCGCAGAGAGCCGACCGGACUCCCAAAGACGAAGCCUUUUUACCAACGCGAGAAUGUUUUUUUUUUAAGCCACUUUGUUUGCCGAUGGGGGAAGCUGAACUUUCUUCACGCGGCCACGCGUGAACCCAGCAUCCAGGACGUUUCCCAGGCAGCAGCCCGGCUCUCGGCUUCACUUCUAACUUUGCUUUAACACUAACUUUAGCAGAGGAUUGUUCGAUUAACCUGCAGUGAGUCCGAUGGUUCACGCCUGCUGCCGUCUGUCCCUCUGUUCUCUGAAUCAUUGGAUUUCCUCUUCUUCUGUUUAGUUUUCACAUGAGAGAAAUGCAUUAACGCAGCUUGAUGCCGUCACUGUGACUCACCCCACCCCACCUCCAUCUUUCUACCAAAGGAACAUUUGUACAAUGGUUGCGUCGUCCUCUCAGUGCAUCAUCGUCACAAUCCAGAAUGAUAUUUUUUUUGUGUUUUUCCAUGUUUUUGGCAAAAGUACGGUUGGUCUUCCCGCCUUCGUGCGGCCCAGUCUAAACAAAUCCCCCAUCACCGCCUCACAAUUUCGUUUCAGGAACGCAACGGUAAAUAAGUUCGACUCUCACUCGCCUCUCUCCGCCGAAUUCGUCUCUUCUCGGGAGUAUAACUGUGCCUUUUGCCAGAAAGCUGCUGUUGCUUCCCCCCCCCCUCCUCCUCCUCCUCCCUCCUCUGAAGCUCAGGGUGUGACUGUUUCGUGCAAUAUCCGAGAGCUGCCCAGUGUCUUUUCAGUCCACGUAGAGACGGAGAACUUCGCUCACAGCCUGAAAAGGAAUCAGACGGAUGCCAAAGUCCCUAGAAGACCUUGGCAAUUUAGAGGAAAUCAAACCAGGGCUGCGCCGCGUCUCUGUUGCUUUCCACUCGCUGAAGAAAAUCCCCGCAUCCCUCGUGUGUCUUUAACCUCCAGCAUCUUGCCCCAUUUGAAAACGUCCAGUUGACAAAUGUAAUGUGUUCUCAAUACUGUUCAUCCUGUUGUUUUUUUUUUUCGUUUUAAUUUUUAAACUCAGCACUGUAAACAUUCCAGUUCAACCCAGUGUUUCCCAGCCAGACAGAGAAAACACACUCACACAGCAGCUCCUCGAACCUGUCAUUGUGUUUGCAUCUCUUUCAGUUAUAAGCAUCUAAAUUAUAUGAAAUAUAUAUCAACUGUAUAUUUGACUUUUUUUUUUCUAAAUAAACCUAACCAAAAAAUUA